Messenger RNA from Danaus plexippus (monarch butterfly), 3182 nucleotides. RefSeq lists its product as uncharacterized. The transcript has 9 exons. Bases 243 to 1523 code for a protein of 426 amino acids. Gene Ontology annotation, molecular function: sequence-specific DNA binding. The record is from RefSeq and is a predicted model, not a curated record. Lineage: Eukaryota; Metazoa; Arthropoda; Insecta; Lepidoptera; Nymphalidae.
AGUGGCCAUUUUUCUGAAAAGCUGGGAAGUGGGGAAGGGAAAAAAGGCAAAUACAUGUCAAAUAUUUCAAGGCUGCGGUGUGUGGUGUGUGAUGAUUUUAAUUUUUGCAAAUGUGAUAACGUUUUAUAAGUAAAAAUCAGUUUCGACAGCACACUGCGGUUAGAUUGUCUGGUCUCAUGUAAACUUAGUUCGGACUUACCGCCUCGAUUUAAAACAACAACAAAGCUUGUUUGGUGUUUAAGAUGGGUUAUUAUUGUACAGUGCCACAGUGCACCUCGCUUGCCGGCAAGACUAAAAACGUAAAGUUCCACCGUUUCCCUCGCGACAACGACAUGGCACUCAAGUGGAAUACUAUUCUCAAGCGCGGCAAACCAGUAACGAAAUACUCUAAAGUUUGCAGUCUUCACUUCACACCAACAGAUUACAACAUAACAACAAUGGGUAAGAAUAAAGGUCAAUGGAAAACAUUGUCCAAAGAUGCUAUACCGACCCAGAACCUGCCGAAGCUCAACCCUGAUGGCACCGUCAUGGUUAUAAGGAAGAGCAGGACAGUCAAAUACAAGGAUUGCAAGAAAGAGGAGGUCAGUGCAAAAGAGGAGAAGUUCACAAGCGUGGCACAAACACAACCCCACUUAACCGACGACGUCAAGCAGGAAGAUACCGAAUCGACUCUAGCCUACCGUCUGAUGUGUAAUUUAGCGACCGAGUUACCAAAACCAAGGAAGCAAGACGCGACUAUGCAAACAGAUCCCAUACUGUCCGAGGACGAGCAGAACUCUAUGGAAAUAAAUUUUGAUAUAGACUACGACAUGCCAAAAGACUUCUCUAAACAAAACGAUGAUUUCAUACCGCAGACCAACGAGGAAUACAACAAGGAGGCGGAAAAAUACGCCCUACAGAUAAAAAAUCACAGCCAGUACGACCAGAAAGUCGAAAGCUAUACGAAGUUACCCGAAGUGUACAACGGGUUCAGGGAGAAGGCUUACAGUGAUGUAAUAUAUCAGAACACUUACACAGACAGCGUGGAGAUACUGAGGAACCAGCAGCACAACCUCCAAAUGCUGCAAGAACAGCACAGGAUCAACGAGAACCAGAACUUCUUCAAUGAAGACCACAUAAAGCAAGAAAUAGACUUCACCAACGACGAAGAGAAAUUUUUGUAUGAAAGGAAUAAGGAACAAAUUGAUCAUUCGAUGUACGAGCAUAGAGAACAACAAAGCAUAAUUGAUCACGUGACGACCGUGAAACAGGAACCGGAAGUUACCGGAGGUUGCGAGAAUGUCAUGCAACCUCAGACGAGUCCAUACUUCCCGACAGAUGGCGCCAAUAAUGUGACAACGUACUAUCCAUCAUUGUCACGUCCCGGACCAGAACUACUGAUUGCCAAACAGAACGCUCUGGCGGCUCACACACAACUAUGGCAAAAUCAAAUGAAGCGGCCAUUUUUUUAUAGCGACAGCACACAUUACAAUUCCACUCCAAUACUACAUAGAUGUGAGGACUUCAGUAGAAUCAUACAGUGAUGAGAGACAUUCCAAAGCUAAAUUAAGACUAUAUUUUAUUACGACGACAAUCUCUCGCUUUAUUAUUAUUAUUGUCUUUUUUUUUUGUUUAUUCUGUAAAUAUUUUAUCUGCAUUCCGAUAUUGUUUUUUUUUUAUCUGUGCUCUAUUCUUUUGGCGGCAGCUUUGACGUUUGACAGCUGACAGCAAGAUACUUACUAUCUUAUGUUAAUGACGUUAUUGUGAUAUAAUAUUAAUUAUUAAAUAAAAAUUAAGAUUUCUUUAUUGUAUUGUUUGAUAUAAUGUUUGUAUGGUUGGAAAAUUUUCUUCCGCCUUCUCGUAGUUUCGAAGUUUUUGUGUUACUGAAAUUAGAUUGCAUGUCUUUAUGUGGGAUUUAAAACUUGCGCUUUAUUUACGAAACGUAGUUUUUGAAGCGAGGUGAGUUUAGAUAUUUGCUUGAAUAAAAGUACCUAAUAAAUUUGGCUGCUCUUAUGUAGGUAUGCUAAUCGGAAUAUAUAUAUUUUUUUCAUCCCAAAAAACGUCUUGCUGUCGGAUCCAUGUUGGAGUGGACACAAAUUGUUAAUUUUUUAUUUUAUUAUUAUUAUUUUUUACAACAGUUAUUUAAAUAUUAAGAUUUUAUUAUUAUAAUAUUUUAUUUUUUAUAUUAUUUAUACGACGAAGUUACCAUAAUCUAUAGAAGCGGAGCGACAUUUUGUGUGCUGUGUCAAUAUUGAUGGGACCGUGUGAUUUUGGACAAGAUGUUUGGGGACAGUGAUAUCUUAUCGAAUUUACGUGAAAAUUGAUACUAUAGUUUAGGAUUAUUGUUCAUGUCAUCGGUCAGUCUUGCCAAAAAAACAGCACAAUGACCUUCACUACGAUGAAAAAUUUCUUCUUUUUUAUCAUUUUAUUUUUUUGUUUAUAUAUAUAUAAUAUUAUGUUCUGUUAUGUUGGUGCUCUUUACUUUAACACAUUAAUACAUAAUAAUAUAAUUAAUGUAAGUACAGAUAUUUUUUAAAGUUACAAAUAUAAAUUUGUAUGUGUUGGAGUACAUAUAAUUUUUAUGUAGAACGUGUAGUGAAUGCUAGCGGUUAUAUCAUACUUUGCAUUGUAAAUUUUAUACCGGUCAUAUAUUCUGCCUUCUAUAUAUAUAUAUAUAUAUGUUUGUAUGUAUAUAUAUAUAUAUUCUGGAUGUUUCUCUAAUAUUUGGUUGUGUAUAAAAAAAAAAAUUAGAUUUGUGAUACGUUUUUGUGAUAUGGGAAUGUGUUAUUUUGGAACAUUGAAAAUCUUAGCUGUAAGUGAACGAUGAGAGUGCAUUCCAUUAAAUCAAUAUUCAUUUAAUCAAAAUUGUGAUAAGUACAGGAUAUUUAUAUUGUACUAUGGAGUAAUAUAUUUUUUUAAGACCAAAGCAUUAUUACCAUGAAGUUUUUAAGGAACUAUGUCUUUCAUUUAUAUCUCUCUCGGCAGUCGAGUCAUCUUGUGCACGGACUGCUCAGCGGUCGAACUAUAACACAGCUAGUGUACUUAAAAUUUUCUAUGUCAAAUAGGAAUUAUGUUUGUCUGUCUAUAUUUUGGUGUAACGAUAGAUUGUAUAGCCCGUAAGGAAAUGUUAAACGCUAGAUUUCUUUCUGUUUAUAUAUAUUUUUUACAGAAGUGGCCAUUUCAAAUAAAAUAAGGAAAUAAAA